Paralichthys olivaceus (Japanese flounder) is the source of this 1893-nucleotide messenger RNA. It is a transcript of the gene sharpin, whose product is annotated as SHANK-associated RH domain interacting protein. Lineage: Eukaryota; Metazoa; Chordata; Actinopteri; Pleuronectiformes; Paralichthyidae. Gene Ontology annotation, cellular component: ubiquitin ligase complex. Gene Ontology annotation, molecular function: ubiquitin binding; ubiquitin-protein transferase activity. The record is from RefSeq and is a predicted model, not a curated record. Gene Ontology annotation, biological process: positive regulation of canonical NF-kappaB signal transduction; proteasome-mediated ubiquitin-dependent protein catabolic process; protein linear polyubiquitination.
UCACGGUGAUGUUUCCUGCCGGACAUAAAUAAGACACGGACUCCGGCUCUUCCUGUUGUGUUAACGUAGCUCGGUGCUGAGCUCGGGCAGAAAUGGAGAAAUUUGCGCGGCGAGGCGAAACACGCAACCUGCCCGCGAAGAAACGCGCCCUCCCCGAACACCGGUGGACCGAAUAAACCGCUCAGAAGCAGCGGGCAGCAGUCCCACCCGCCGCGGGGCUUCAGUCACCCCCACCCCGCCUCUGGUGUCCGCGACAUGGCUCUCAGCUCGGGCGGCUGGGCUCCUCCAGCCCCGGUCCCUGCCUCCUCGUCCCAGCAGGCUGCCUGCGGCGGGCUUGCGCCGACCGCCUGCUGCACUACCGUUCUGAUGUCAGUCCGAGUGUCGGUGUGCCACUCCGGGAUCCGGCCCCUGUGCCUCCCGGGGGCGGGCAGCGAGACUCUGCGCCUCCAGCUCAGCAUGGACCCGAGCCGGGCCGGAGAGUUCCGCCUGGCGCUGCGAGAUACGAGCGGAAACCGCAGUGUGUUCAUUGUAGAGUUUGACCUGCGCUCGGUGCAGUAUGAGGUCAAGUCCCCUCGCUGCCAUGAGAUGCGUCUUGCGGCUCCACCACACGACUGCAWCCGCUUCAACUUCCGCUGUGACCGGGAGGCGGAGGAGUGGGCCACUGUGGUGAUGUCAUCACUAAGAGAGGCACAUAGAGUUGCAAACAUUAACAUGUACGACUCAGAGGGAAGACAGAACCAUACGGUAGCAACUAUGGAGCAGUGGAGCUCUGCCUCACUGCCGCUAACUGAGGAGCUGUGCUUGGAGCUCACCAGGGCGAUCGAAGCAGGCGACACUCAAGCCGCUUCCCAACAUGUGUCCGCUCUGGCUCGACAGAAAGCGGUGCUGACGAUUCAGCUGUCUGAAAAGAACUACGCUGACGGGGAGAUUAGUUUGUCUGUGGUCGUGGAGGACGUCUCGUCGUCCUGUUGCGUCACAGUGAAAGUGUUCCCCUACAUGACGGUGGCUGCGCUCAAGCAACAGGUGUUUGUCGAGUACGGUUUCCAUCCUCGCGUGCAGCGCUGGGUGAUCGGUCAGUGUUUGUGCACUGAGCCGAGGUCGCUAGCGUCGUACGGGGUGCAGAAGGACGGGGACACGGCGUACCUCUACCUGAUCUCCGCUCGACAGGCCCGUGUUACCCGCCAGCUGUUCCAGCAGGACCUGGAGAGCGCCCUCCUUGCCCCGCCUCUCCCCCCAGGCAAUGGACCCACCUCCCAGGAUUGGAGGGCUUAUAGCACGCUGCCCUCGAGGCUACCACACAACAACCAGGGCGGCACAGGCGGAGGAGGCGAUAGACCAGGUGAUAUCAAAGAUGUCCUCGAUUUGGAGAAUCUGCGCCUGAAUGAUCACAGCAACAAAGCCAGUAAAACACAGACAGAGUGGGCCUGUCCCUCAUGCACUUUCAUCAACAAACUGUCGCGUCCGGGCUGCGAGAUCUGUGCCACAGCCCGACCCGACACACACAUCCAGCAGGAGAAAGGGAGGAGAGAGGACCGGGGGGAGUCUGGUUUGAGCAGCAGCUGACUGCCCAUCAUCACCCUCCUGUUGCAUUGUCUCACUCACACACACAUACAUGCACACACACGCAGAGUGAGGAUGCUGCAUCCGCCACAUACGUACAUGUCAACAAAAAUACUCACAUGCAGACUGUCGAGUGCACUGAGAGUCGUCCGACAGCGAGAUGGCUGCGGACGACGUUUGAGGCGCUGUAGCAUGACACAGGCUCAGACCACGGUGGAUGCUCAGAGGAUGAACUGCAGCAUCAAGCUUUGACCAUUCAUGAUGAUGAUGAUCCUGACAUACAUCUGAAAUUGGCCAGAACUCUUUCUUAUUUAUUUUACAGGGUGGGUGUGU